ACGGUGCAGACAUUAAAAAAAAAAAAAAACCCUAGUCGGCUAAACAACUACAGGAGGAAGGGAAGAAAGGCAACCAAGAAGGCAGAAGGCUGCAGUCAAAAUAUUUUGAGGUGGCGAAGGCACAGUGGAUGCGGCUGUCAGUUUUGGCAGCCCAGAGAUUCUGCUCCCGCCUCCUCCCUCAAAACGGCUUCCAUGGCUACCCUCAGAUUCCCUCGAGCGGGUCAACCCGCAGCGUGUUGCAGGCUGGGACUCUAGAUUUAGGUUCCAAUCCUCCCCCCCGCAAACGCCCACGGUUGGGGUACCUGGUGGGCCGGGGCUGUGGCGGCGUCAGGCGGGCUGGCCAUGGGGAAGCUCGGGGCGCGCGGGGCUGCAGAGAGCCGUGCAGGCAACACGCUGCGCGUAGCUGGACGCGAAAGCCAGAGCCCGCGCGGCACGGGAUGCCACAGCCCGGGGCCCGGCGACAGAGCCAGGCGCAGGGAACGACGGAUCCCCUCCAACAUCCCUGGGGGAGGAGCCUCCAACGGUUUAGUCUCUCUUUUUCUUUAAUCGCGAAAACCAAAGCCGUAUUCCCUGCCACCGUUUCGUGUUGGGGCCCAAGAGAGCACGCCGCGAGACAGCGCUUUUCCAAGCGCAGGCACCUAUGGAGCAUCAUUAUUUACCAAAUAACCUCCAGGUGAGCCCGGAAGCGUCCCUGAGACAAGAUGAAAGAAGCCUCAGGGAAAUUCUCUUACAUCAGGGCAGCUUUUCCGUCGACCCCGGAUCAAACCGACAAAAAAAGCAGUUUCUGCCCCCGAGAGUCUGGCAGCUUGGAAUUGGUAUUUGUGUAUUGGCUCUUGUCCGCCACCAACUCCCCACGUGCAACCUAAAGAGGGAGAACGUGAA
Molecule: messenger RNA, 882 nt
Organism: Loxodonta africana (African savanna elephant)
Lineage: Eukaryota; Metazoa; Chordata; Mammalia; Proboscidea; Elephantidae
Source: RefSeq, a predicted model, not a curated record